AUGUCUUCGAUAGAUCUUGCAUUCUUCGGUGCAACGGGCGGCUGUGCCAAUGCCUGUUUAACUUACGCUCUGAAGAACAGAUACAAAGCCAGCGCCCUUGCUCGAAACCCGUCAAAACUGCAAACCCUUCUCCUCUCUCAAGGGCUCGACCAAGCAACCAUUGAUUCCAACUUAACAAUCAUCCAAGGAGACGCAGGAGACGUCAAAACCAUCAAACGCACUCUCUCCCCAGAGAGUAACAACGGCAGGGUUGUCUCAACGAUAAUAAGCGGGCUGGGUGCAACUCCCAAACUCCAAGCCUCACUCACAAAACCCCUCACAAUUGACCAGCCAAACAUCUGCGAAUCAGCAACAAAGUCCAUACUAUCCUCCCUAGCAGCCCUCCAGCCAUCCACUGCUACUGAGCAGCAGCCAAAGCCCAUUCUAGUGAUCGUCUCUUCCACGGGCAUUUCAUCCGGGCCAAAUGAUGUGGCCUUCAUGCUCCGCCCACUCUACCACCUCCUCGCUGUUCCACACGAGGACAAGAAGAAGAUGGAACAGCUCGUCUUUGGAGGGCCCGAUUCCCCCUCCGGACGACUUCUGAGAGGUGCUGUUUCCGUGCGCCCGACCUUGUUAGGUGGUGAUCAUUCCAUCAGCAGUGGGAAGGGGUGGAAGACUCUGAAGGUCGGGACGGAGAAGGAGCCUGCAGUUGGACUUGGGAUUCAGCGGGCAGAUGUCGGGGAAUGGAUUUUUGAAGAAAUUAUUAAAGGGGGUGGGGAGAAGUGGUUGAAUGAGAAGGUGACGUUGACGAGUUAA
This is a messenger RNA of Paracoccidioides brasiliensis Pb18, 795 nucleotides long. RefSeq lists its product as uncharacterized. The record is from RefSeq and is a predicted model, not a curated record. The transcript has a single exon. The coding region runs from base 1 to 795 and encodes 264 amino acids.